Molecule: messenger RNA, 1569 nt
Organism: Thyridium curvatum
Lineage: Eukaryota; Fungi; Ascomycota; Sordariomycetes; Thyridiales; Thyridiaceae
Exons: 5
Coding region: 1-1569 (522 amino acids)
Biological process (GO): transmembrane transport
Cellular component (GO): membrane
Molecular function (GO): transmembrane transporter activity
Source: RefSeq, a predicted model, not a curated record
AUGGCUACGCUCCACAAAGACCAGGGCGAGAUGGACCAGAUCCAGCCUGCUCCUGAUGCGGCUUCGAUGGCCGACGAGAAGGUCGAAAAAGUCGUUCAGAUUGGCGAGAUACGUGUUCUGGGCUUGCCUCCCGAGGAUGAGGAGUUCUACCUCAACUACCCUCCCGAGCAGCGAAAGAAGCUUGUUCACCGAAUCGAUAUCCGCCUCGCUCCUAUGCUGGCUAUCCUCUACCUCAUAUCUAACCUGGACCGUACCAAUAUUGGCAACGCGGCCAUCGAAGGCCUCUCAGCGGACCUUGGCUUGACAGGAGUGCAAUACAACAUUGCCCUGUCCAUUCUUUUCAUCACCUAUGUCGGAUUUGAGAUCCCAAGCAACAUCAUCUUGAAGAAGUUCAAGCGACCAUCUUACUACAUCGGAAUCAUUGUCACCUGCUGGGGCAUUAUCAUGACUUUACAUGGAGUUGUUCAGGGCUUCGGAGGCCUCGUGGCUGUUCGGAUCCUUUUGGGUCUGUUUGAGGCCGGCUUUUUCCCUGGCGCCAUUUACAUCUGCACACAGUGGUACAUGCCCAAUGAGAUCUCGACCCGCAUCGCAUACCUAUACCUAACAAGCGCCCUUGCUUCCGCAUUCUCUGGCCUUCUUGCAGCGGCAAUUGCAAGCAUGGACGGUGUUGGAGGCUACGAAGGCUGGAGAUGGAUCUUCAUUCUUGAAGGUCUCUUCACUGUGCUUCUCGGAGUCUCGUGCUUUUUCUUUCUCAUUGACUCCCCUAGGCUCUCCAGGUGGCUUUCCCCUGGGGAGAUACGUUACCUGGAGAUCCAGCACUUUAUCAAGGAUGGUGGCCAGUUUGGGGAGAAGUCAUCUAGGACUAGCUGGAAAGCGUUCCGCUCUGUCAUCACGGAUUGGAAGAUCUACGGCACCACCGCGUUGCUCUUUGUCAACAUUACUGCUGGCUAUGGUGUCAAACUGACAAUGCCAUCCAUCAUCAAGGGCAUGGGUUUCAAGAACAAGACCGCCCAGCUCAUGACGGCGCCGCCGUAUAUCGCCGGUGCCAUCGCGACCGUGCUCUCAUCCAAGCUCUCUGACCGGUUCUACAAGCGAAUGCCCUUCAUUGUCAUCCCCUGGAUGCUCUUCAUCAUCGGCUACGCCGUCAUCAUGAGCUUCGGCGCUCACACGGACCAGCACGUUGGCCCUGCCUACUUUGCCGUCUUUCUCGUCUGCAUCGGCCUGUUCCCCGUCAACCCGGCCAUCACGUCCUGGACCGCCAACAACAUUACACCCGCCAGCAAGCGCGCCGUCGGCCUGGCCUUUUACAGCGGCGUCGGCAACAUUGGUGGCAUUCUUGGCAGCUUCAUGUUUUUGACCAGGGAGGCGCCGGCCUACCCCACUGGCUACGGGACUUCGAUAGGCGUUCUGGCCGUGGGCAUCUUGAUCGGGCUGGGCCUGGAGGGAGCUUACUGGUACCUGAACAAGAAGAAGGCCCAGGUUCCUGAGGAGGAGAUCCGCGCAAGGUUCACCGAGCAGGAGCUAUCGGAUCUGGGAGAUCGCUCUCCUCUUUACAAGUACACCUUAUAG